AUGACUGAAACAACAGGUUACUUGGGCAGUGAGCUUGUCCAUGUUAAAAACCCACACCUGGACUCGGUGGAGGAGGAUGUUCUGUAACACUUGGACUUGGGAACAAAGACACACAACCUGCCAGCAAUGUCUGGGGACAUGAAGCAUGGGAUGGGCAUCCCUUCCAUUUCCAUCAUGCUCCAUGAGCUGAUCAAAGUGCUGCGCCACGCAAAAUGCCAGAACAUAACUAUUAUACGCAUCGGUACCUCUGGAGGCUUAGGGAAGAGAUUCAGGGUCUUCCCCCAGAGCAAAACAGCUAUCGUCCCCUUUGAGCAGCUGGUGCUGGAUGACGUGGUGAGGAGCACGGAGCUGGACAAGGACCUCUCUGAGGAACUCCUCACCUGCAGCAGGGAGAGUCCUGACUUCCCCACACUCAUCAGCCAUACCAUGUGCACCUACGACUUCUACGAAGGUAAAAACCGCCUUUGUGGAAUGUGGUGCAGCACUGCAGCAGAAAGGCUUGAGGUGGUUCUGAGUGGCAGCACACAGAGCACUGAGCACACUGACACAACCAAAGGGAAGUUAUCCAAGGUUUGCACAUUGUGA
This is a messenger RNA of Acanthisitta chloris (rifleman), 585 nucleotides long. RefSeq names its product uridine phosphorylase 2-like. The record is from RefSeq and is a predicted model, not a curated record. The transcript has 5 exons. Gene Ontology annotation, molecular function: uridine phosphorylase activity. Gene Ontology annotation, biological process: uridine catabolic process. NCBI's taxonomy places the organism in Eukaryota, Metazoa, Chordata, Aves, Passeriformes, Acanthisittidae. Gene Ontology annotation, cellular component: cytosol.